AAAUAACUCAUCAGUACAAACAUCUGCAUACAGAUCAGGUUGUUUCACAACCAUCUAACCUAUAUAAAGCACUGGACCAGUCCAGACAGUAACAAGUCUACUGGCUGUGAAAUUCGACUGUCAGAUCUGCUGCUGGCCUGUGACCAUUACAAGCAUGAAGUGCAUCACCAUGUUUCUUGUGCUGUCCAUGGUUGUUAUGAUGGCUCAACCUGCAGAGGGCUUUUGGGGUUUAAUUGUGCAAAGGCUGAAGCAUGGAGUCCAUUUUGCCCAUAAAAUUCUCAAUGGAAAAGAUGUGGAGCAGCUGGCGGAGCAGCUGGCGGAGCAGCAGCAGCUGGACAAGCGUGAUUUUGAGGAUUACCGCCCAGCAGAACUCAAACGUUUCCAUUUGCUGCAGCAGACUCAUUUAUCCGAAGACGACUGGAACUUUGAAAGCAUGAAGUGCACCACCAUCUUUCUCGUGCUGUCCAUGGUGGUCCUGAUGGCUCAGCCUGGAGAGGGCUUCUUUGGAUGGCUUAUCAAAGGGUUGGGGCAUGGCAUUAGUGCCAUACACAAAGCGGUCAAUGGAAAUUCCAAAGAUUUGGAGGACCUGUUGGAGCAGCAGCAGCAGCUAGCCGAGCAGCAGGAGCAGCUGGACAAACGUGCUUUUGAGCAAUUCCAGAAUAACUAGACU
Messenger RNA from Oryzias melastigma (Indian medaka), 670 nucleotides. RefSeq lists its product as uncharacterized. The coding region runs from base 155 to 667 and encodes 170 amino acids. The record is from RefSeq and is a predicted model, not a curated record. Gene Ontology annotation, biological process: defense response to bacterium. Lineage: Eukaryota; Metazoa; Chordata; Actinopteri; Beloniformes; Adrianichthyidae. The transcript has 6 exons.